Molecule: messenger RNA, 1770 nt
Organism: Saccharomyces cerevisiae S288C
Lineage: Eukaryota; Fungi; Ascomycota; Saccharomycetes; Saccharomycetales; Saccharomycetaceae
Gene: IMA3
Product: oligo-1,6-glucosidase IMA3
Exons: 1
Coding region: 1-1770 (589 amino acids)
Biological process (GO): carbohydrate metabolic process; disaccharide catabolic process
Cellular component (GO): cytoplasm
Molecular function (GO): alpha-glucosidase activity; oligo-1,6-glucosidase activity
Source: RefSeq, marked reviewed
AUGACUAUUUCUUCUGCACAUCCAGAAACAGAACCCAAGUGGUGGAAAGAGGCCACAAUUUAUCAAAUUUAUCCCGCAAGUUUCAAAGACUCCAACAACGAUGGUUGGGGUGAUAUGAAGGGUAUUGCCUCCAAGUUGGAGUACAUCAAAGAGCUUGGUACCGAUGCCAUUUGGAUCUCGCCAUUUUACGACUCGCCACAAGAUGAUAUGGGUUACGAUAUUGCCAACUACGAAAAGGUCUGGCCAACCUACGGUACGAACGAGGACUGCUUUGCCUUGAUCGAAAAGACACAUAAGCUUGGUAUGAAAUUUAUCACCGACUUAGUCAUCAACCAUUGCUCCAGCGAACAUGAAUGGUUCAAAGAGAGCAGAUCCUCAAAAACCAAUCCAAAACGUGACUGGUUCUUCUGGAGACCUCCUAAGGGUUAUGACGCCGAAGGCAAGCCAAUUCCUCCAAACAAUUGGAGGUCUUACUUCGGUGGUUCUGCAUGGACGUUCGAUGAAAAGACACAAGAGUUUUACUUGCGUUUGUUUUGCUCCACCCAACCUGAUCUAAACUGGGAGAACGAAGACUGCAGAAAGGCAAUCUACGAAAGUGCCGUUGGAUACUGGUUAGACCAUGGUGUAGACGGCUUUAGAAUUGAUGUGGGAAGCUUGUACUCCAAGGUUGCUGGUCUACCAGACGCUCCUGUGAUUGACGAAAACUCAAAGUGGCAACUCAGUGAUCCUUUCACAAUGAACGGACCACGUAUCCAUGAGUUUCAUCAAGAAAUGAACAAGUUCAUCAGAAACAGAGUGAAGGAUGGCAGAGAAAUUAUGACAGUUGGUGAAAUGCGACAUGCUACUGAUGAGACCAAGAGGUUGUAUACAAGUGCGUCAAGACACGAACUUAGUGAGUUAUUCAACUUUUCCCACACUGAUGUCGGGACUUCGCCCAAGUUCCGUCAAAAUUUGAUACCAUAUGAACUAAAGGAUUGGAAGGUUGCCCUUGCUGAACUUUUCAGAUACGUUAACGGAACUGAUUGUUGGUCAACAAUUUAUCUGGAAAAUCACGACCAACCUCGUUCAAUUACCAGAUUUGGUGACGAUUCUCCCAAAAACCGUGUUAUUUCUGGUAAGUUGUUGUCUGUGUUGUUGGUGUCACUGAGCGGUACUCUAUAUGUGUACCAAGGACAGGAACUGGGUGAAAUCAAUUUCAAGAACUGGCCUAUCGAAAAAUACGAGGAUGUCGAAGUUAGAAAUAACUAUGAUGCGAUCAAGGAAGAGCAUGGAGAAAACUCGAAGGAGAUGAAGAGGUUUUUGGAAGCAAUUGCCCUUAUUUCCAGAGACCAUGCUAGAACACCUAUGCAAUGGUCUCGUGAGGAGCCAAAUGCUGGUUUUUCUGGUCCUAAUGCUAAACCAUGGUUUUACUUGAACGAGUCUUUCAGGGAAGGAAUUAACGCUGAAGACGAAUCCAAGGACCCCAACUCGGUUUUGAACUUCUGGAAGGAGGCCUUGAGAUUUAGAAAGGCACACAAGGAUAUUACUGUGUAUGGAUAUGAUUUUGAGUUUAUUGAUUUGGACAAUAAGAAACUGUUCAGCUUCACAAAGAAAUACGACAACAAAACAUUGUUUGCUGCUUUGAACUUCAGCUCUGAUUCGAUCGACUUCACGAUUCCAAACAAUAGCUCAUCGUUUAAGUUGGAAUUCGGAAACUACCCAAGAAGUGAAGUUGAUGCGUCUUCCAGAACAUUGAAGCCAUGGGAGGGCAGAAUUUACAUAUCUGAAUGA